UAUGUUUUGAGUGCCACUGUAUUAACCAAUUUCCUAACUGGUUGCCGGGAAACCAAAAUAAAAAAUAAAUAAAUGACAAUCAGUCGGAAAAUUGGAGAGGAAUUAUAUAUUUUAUUACUUUUAAAAUAGUUUUAUUAUAAAAACGUGAGAAUAACUAAUUAUACUCAAUGGCUUUCAAUCGUCGUCUGUCUUUUAUAGCAGAAUGGUACCAAGAGGAAGCGGCAAUUAUACGUGCUUUUACUAUAUUCUUUUUUCCAACGGGUAAUGCAAUAGAAGUGUAUGAUCAACAACACAAACGCACUUUUCUCCGGCGUACUAAAAUGCCUGAACUUUCUGAACGCGAUUUUUUCAUAGGUUCGAAAAUCAACAUCUUUGGAAGACAAUUUGACAUUGUUGACUAUGCUGAUGACAUAACUAAGAAUACACUUGACAAAUAUCGUAAAAAAACCUUUCUGCUGCUAAAAAACAUGUGCAUUCAACACUUAGGCACUGUCCUCUGUGCUCUCAUAGAUUCGAAUUUUAGCAUAAACAGAGGCCUAAUGGUGCAAUUCACACCGGAACAAGUAAAGCAGUUCUUGAGCAAUAAACGCAAUGUAGAAGCUUCGAGUAUGCUGAUGAAUCAGUUAAUCGGUGGUCCUUCAAUGGGUUUCGAAGUAAUCGCUGAUAAUGCAGUACAGAAGAUUAAAUUUUGCAGAGACCAAAGUAAGGAAUGUUCUAAUGAUAACACAGUUGCCUCUCUUGUUACCUUAUUCGAACGGGAAGAUAUGCGCAUAGGUAUUUACUGUCCACAUGAUGAGGAGGAGGCUGAACAGGAUCUCAAUUUCUUUUUUAAUCCAAAAAAUGGCUUGCAAGCCACACUGCGUUUGAAAAAUUCGACAUUAAGCAUCAUUAAACCGCAUUGUAUUAAAGAUGGUAAUUUGGGACGAAUAGUAUCUGAAAUUACCAAUAAUGGAUUCAAAAUAACCGGACUGCGUAUGAAUUUGAUGGAACGAGUGAAUUGUGAGGAAUUUUUCGAAGUUUAUCGUGGAAUAUUGCCGGAAUAUAUUCCAAUGGUGGCACAACUCGCAAGCGGUGUAAGUAUGGCAUUGGAGCUAGUGUCAGCCGAUGAAAACAAAAAUAGCUAUGAGGAAUUCAGACAGUUUUGUGGGCCAAUGGAUCCAGAAAUUGCUAAAAUGUUACGUCCACAUACCUUACGUGCCAAGUUUGGAGUUAGUAAAACAUUAAAUGCAGUUCAUUGCACUGAUUUGCCAGAUGAUACAAUUUUGGAAUUACAAUAUAUCUUUAAAAUUUUAGACUAGGAGAUAUUUCAUAUUCAAUUUAAAUACGAAAUUGUACAAAUAAAUAAAUUUGGCCGCUUUA
Molecule: messenger RNA, 1359 nt
Organism: Zeugodacus cucurbitae (melon fly)
Lineage: Eukaryota; Metazoa; Arthropoda; Insecta; Diptera; Tephritidae
Gene: nmdyn-D7
Product: nucleoside diphosphate kinase 7
Exons: 9
Coding region: 168-1298 (376 amino acids)
Cellular component (GO): centrosome
Molecular function (GO): ATP binding; nucleoside diphosphate kinase activity
Source: RefSeq, a predicted model, not a curated record